UAUCUUUAUCUCUCUCCACCACUCUCAACUCUCACAACACUCGACGAAACCCUAAACUCGUUGCAACUUCACUCACUCUCAGUUCAGAUCUUCGUCUCUCUCUGUCUCUGCUUCACCUCACUGUUCAUUGCUUCUGAUAAAAUCACCACACGCAACCAUGUCUGCAGGUCUCGAUAUGACCCUCGACGACCUCAUCAAAACCAACAAAAAAUCCGGAUCCGGAAACUUCAGGGGCCGCUCCGGACCCGGACCCGCUCGCCGCAUCCCCAACCGCUCCGGCAACCGCACCGCGCCAUACGCCGCCACCGCUAAGGCGCCGGAGACCGCGUGGCAGCACGAUUUGUAUGGAGAUCAGGCUUUGCCGCCGUACCCUGUGGCUCACGAUGCUCGUGCACCGCCUUCCUUAGAAACUGGGACCAAGCUCCUCAUAUCUAAUUUGGAUUAUGGUGUUUCCAAUGAUGAUAUUAAGGAAUUGUUUGGUGAAGUUGGUGACUUGAAACGACAUGGCGUUGAUUAUGACAGGAGUGGCAGAUCAAAGGGUUCUGCAGUAGUAGUCUUCUCACGACGAGCUGAUGCUAUAGCUGCUGUGAAGAGGUACAACAAUGUUCAACUAGAUGGGAAACCAAUGAAAGUAGAGAUUGUGGGAGCAAACAUUUCUUCACCUAGUGUGCCCCCUGCUUUAAGUGGAGCUUUUGGGAACAGGAUUGGAGUUCCUCAAAGACAAGGAAGAGGAGGGGCAUUACGAAGGCCAGGAGGUAGAGGGCAAGGCAUUCGAGGGAAUCGGGGACGUGGAAGAGGCCGCGGUGGAGGUCGUGAUGAAAAGGUUUCUGCAGAAGAUCUUGAUGCUGAUUUGGAGAAGUAUCAUGCAGAGUCAAUGCAAUUGAACUAAAGAAAUUAUCCAUGUUUCCAUUAUUUUCAUGCUUUUACAUCUAUGGGUAUUAUGGCAUGAUGGUGGACCACCAUGUGUUUAUGUAUCUGUCGCAGCCCUCCGUUUUGGGGAGAGGAAGGGAUUACUUCGUGAGUGAAAACUGUUAUUGAUGUGUGGGAUAUGGGCUUCUGUUUAAUAUUCGUUUUCCCUGGGUAUGAACUAUAGAUUAUGAAACAGAAAUUCGCUUGUAAUAUGCACUCAAACUUGCUUUCAUUUGCUUUAAUUGUUUGUUUUAUCAACAAGUGGAUAAAGGAAGUGGGAACCAUGAUCUGUAUAUCACUAUGCAAAGAAAUGUCUGGCUGCACAAUGUGGGAGGCCUCGGAUUUCACCCACAGCUGCUUUUUUCAAUUAAGCCUGUACAGUGGAAACUUCAGAUGAAGGUAGAUUCCCAGCCUCUUCUCCCCCUCGUCUCACCCCAAAAGAUAAUGUAUGUGAAAUUGUUAUUAUUAAUCUGACAUUUCCCUUUGCUAUGAUUUUCUUGUUUAAUGUAAUCUAGAAUAAGCUGUUUUCUUAGAGAUGUUCGUUCUUGUUAUGGAUAAGCACCAUAUCUCCUGACUCUGGCAA
Messenger RNA from Lotus japonicus, 1492 nucleotides. RefSeq names its product THO complex subunit 4A-like. Gene Ontology annotation, cellular component: nucleus. The transcript has 5 exons. Lineage: Eukaryota; Viridiplantae; Streptophyta; Magnoliopsida; Fabales; Fabaceae. The record is from RefSeq and is a predicted model, not a curated record. Gene Ontology annotation, biological process: mRNA export from nucleus. Gene Ontology annotation, molecular function: mRNA binding. Bases 158 to 889 code for a protein of 243 amino acids.